AUGACUUCAACUAUGAGGCAAAGGAAUACAGGCUCUCAGAUUAAUACAACAGUGUCUAAUGAUGCGAAUGGUACAAAAAAGUUGUAUUUUUACCAUGAAAUUGAUCCAUGGCAGCAAGACAAUCACUUUAUCAGAUCGGGGUAUGUUAAAGAAACCGGCUCUUUUAAGGAAUGCUUCAAGUCACUUUUCUAUUUACACAAUGAGUCAGUUAAUAUUUACACUCACUUGCUUCCUUCCAGCUUGAUAUUGGUUUACGUAUUGUACUACGUGAAUUUCAAAUUAACCAUAUACGAUAAUUAUUUAGGUAUAUGGGAGAAGCUCAAUUUUAUUCAAUUUGGUGCAGCAGCUACAUUUUGUAUGUUCAUGUCGUCGACGUUUCAUUGCAUCAAGUCUCAUUCUCCAAUGGUUUGUAAAUGGGGAAAUCAAUUGGACUAUUUUGGGAUCGUUAUUUUGAUAACUUGUUCAUUAAUCUCCAUUAUCUCGUUUGCGUUCUACGAUAUGCCUUACUGGAAAGACACAUUUGUUCUUCUAUUUUUAGGCUUAGGCAGUAUUGUUACAGUGCUUACCCUACAUCCAAAGUUUUCAUCGAAUGUAUAUAGGCCAUUGAGGUCUGCGAUGUUCAUUAUCUUUGGCUUAUCGGGAAUCUUCCCCAUAAUCGUAGCAGUGGAUCUAUUAGGAUAUGAAAAUGCAGUUGAAAGGUCUAGUGCAGGAUUUUUGGCUCUCGAGGGCUUCUUAUAUAUAUUGGGAGCUGUAUUGUAUGCUAUGAGAGUUCCAGAGAGAUUCACUCAUUUAGAGACUGAUGAGACAAGUUUGUUGAAUAACUCUCGCUCUGCCAAAUUUGAUAUUUUUGGUCACUCCCAUCAAAUAUUUCAUGUCAUGGUUGUCUUGGCCGCUUACUGCCAUUGGGUUGCAUUAAUAAACUGUUAUGAUUACUUGCACCAAAAAAUCUUACCAAGCUGA
This is a messenger RNA of Priceomyces carsonii, 960 nucleotides long. Its product is annotated as PAQR-type receptor. Gene Ontology annotation, cellular component: membrane. NCBI's taxonomy places the organism in Eukaryota, Fungi, Ascomycota, Pichiomycetes, Serinales, Debaryomycetaceae. Gene Ontology annotation, molecular function: signaling receptor activity. The transcript has a single exon. The record is from RefSeq and is a predicted model, not a curated record. Gene Ontology annotation, biological process: intracellular zinc ion homeostasis. Bases 1 to 960 code for a protein of 319 amino acids.